GGCGUAGUCCUCUUUGUAUCUUUAUGUUUAAUUUCCUGUGUAAGCAUAUAUAAAAGUUAUUAUAUACGUUUAUCAUUCACUUAUUAAGCAUACCAUAUGAAUUAAAUCACUUAAGUAGCUAACAGUACGUACACAUUUUUAUUUUUCUCUCUGAUACUGAGUUUAUUUGCAUUAAACUCACAGGUCAAAGGUGAUACGAAUUACAAACAUAGAAUAACUAAAUAACGUUCAUUAUACAGUACUAAAAAUGAAAAACUUAUUUAAUUUAAUUCUGUUACUUUCAUUACUUUGUGAAGUUUUGUGUUAUCAGUGUGUGGACCUUAAUAACAAACCUGUAGACUGGUUUUAUGCUUAUAAAUUACCUCUUGAAUCUAAACAUGAAAAUACGUUGAUUGCUACCGGUGCUGCAUACACGUAUAUGACGUCAAAUAAUUACCGCAGUGGGUGGAUUUUGUCCCCAAAAUCAAUCAAUGAUACAGAUUCGUUGGUAGGAUUGACUUUAAAACCUGUGUUUGAUUUAAAAAAUACAAAUAAUGGCUUAUACAUUCUAUACAAUGAUGAACAACCUGAAGGAACGGUAAAUUUUCGUAAGGGACAUACAAAGGGGACCAUUUUAGCUAAUGAAAAGGGUGGCUUAUGGCUUCUACAUUCGGUGCCGAAAUUCCCUUCAACAAAUGCAGGGUCCUACUUUUAUCCACACAACGGAUACCAAUAUGGUCAAAGUUUUCUCUGCAUUUCUUUUGAUCUGAUCAAUUUAAACUUGAUAGGGAAACAGUUGCAAUACAAUGAGCCAUUUAUAUAUGAACAUAACAUUCCUGAUUCGUUAAUGUCAACUUUGCCAAAUAUCGUGGAUGUUAUCAAUGGACGAACCAUGAAUGGCUCUAGGCCAUUUAAUCUAGUCAAUUUAAACUCCAUAAAUGGCACCAAAUUUUGGUCUUUUGCUAAAGGAAAGCAUUUUAACAAAGACUUGUAUGAGGAUUGGGUUGCUCCUGCAUUCAACUCUAGUUUAUUAGUAGAAACUUGGUUGAAUGGAGCCGGUCGUCUACCCUCUGAUUGCAAAAGAAUGUUUCAUGUGCAAAAUAUCGAGUCAUUAACUAUCAAAAUAGCAAAUUUAUCAUUUAGUUCUUCCAAUGACCAUUCAAAGUGGGCUGUAACUCCUUCUGAUAAUUCGCAAUUUUGGACGUGCAUAGGAGAUAUAAAUAGAGCGAAACCUCAAGAAAAGAGGGGGGGUGGAACUGUAUGUUUUUCCAAUAAAAACAUUGCUGCAGCCUAUCAGACGAGUAUAACUACUUUAGAAAAUUGCAACUAAUAUUUUUGUUAAAUGAUGUAGAUACAAUUGUGUUGGACAUAUUUAUUUGUUACAUAUACAUAUCUACAGUCAUUAGUAUGUAGAUUCUGAUCUUAAAUAUUUAUUAAAUACAACAAUUUAGCAAAUAA
This is a messenger RNA of Agrilus planipennis (emerald ash borer), 1437 nucleotides long. RefSeq names its product plancitoxin-1-like. The coding region runs from base 248 to 1309 and encodes 353 amino acids. Gene Ontology annotation, biological process: apoptotic DNA fragmentation. The record is from RefSeq and is a predicted model, not a curated record. The transcript is spliced from 6 exons. NCBI's taxonomy places the organism in Eukaryota, Metazoa, Arthropoda, Insecta, Coleoptera, Buprestidae. Gene Ontology annotation, molecular function: deoxyribonuclease II activity.